Messenger RNA from Trichechus manatus latirostris (Florida manatee), 2800 nucleotides. RefSeq names its product nucleolar protein 4 like (gene NOL4L). Bases 51 to 1361 code for a protein of 436 amino acids. NCBI's taxonomy places the organism in Eukaryota, Metazoa, Chordata, Mammalia, Sirenia, Trichechidae. The transcript is spliced from 8 exons. The record is from RefSeq and is a predicted model, not a curated record.
CCUCGCCUCCCGCCCAGGAUGAGACUUCAGUGAGCAGUGAAGAUUUUGACAUGAACGACUCCACAUGGAUGUCAGCUGACCCACACCUGGCCUCCAGCCUGAGUCCUAGCCAGGACGCGAGGAUGCGGAGCCCGCAGAACCUCCACAGCCAAGAGGAUGACGACACCUCCUCCGAGAGCGGCAGCGGCAAUGGCUCCUCCACCCUGAACCCGUCCACAUCGAGCAGCACCCAGGGUGACCCCGCCUUCCCCGAGAUGAAUGGCAACGGUGCUGUGGCCCCCAUGGACUUCACUGCCACCGCCGAGGACCAGCCCAUCAAUCUGUGUGACAAGCUCCCGCCAGGCACUGCGCUCGGCACACCCUCCUACCCCUCGGACGGCUGCAGUGCGGACGGACUGCGGAGUCGAGUCAAGUAUGGGGUGAAGACCACCCCCGAGUCCCCCCCCUACAGCUCCGGGAGCUACGAUUCUAUCAAGACGGAGGUCAGCGGCUGCCCUGAGGACCUGACAGUGGGCCGGGUACCCACCGCAGAUGAGGACGACGAUGACCACGAUGACCACGAGGACAACGACAAGAUGAAUGACUCGGAGGGCAUGGACCCGGAGCGCCUCAAGGCUUUCAACAUGUUCGUGCGUCUCUUCGUGGAUGAGAACCUGGACCGCAUGGUGCCCAUCUCCAAGCAGCCCAAGGAGAAGAUCCAGGCCAUCAUCGAGUCGUGCAGCCGGCAGUUCCCCGAGUUCCAGGAACGUGCCCGCAAGCGUAUUCGCACGUACCUCAAGUCCUGCCGGCGCAUGAAGAAGAACGGCAUGGAGAUGACCAGACCCACUCCUCCCCAUCUGACCUCGGCCAUGGCAGAGAACAUCCUGGCAGCUGCCUGUGAGAGCGAGACGAGGAAAGCAGCCAAAAGGAUGCGUCUGGAGAUCUACCAGUCCUCACAGGACGAGCCCAUAGCCCUGGACAAGCAGCACUCCCGGGACUCUGCAGCCAUCACCCACUCCACCUACUCACUGCCAGCCUCCUCCUACUCCCAGGACCCUGUGUACGUCAACGGCGGUCUCAACUACAGUUACCGCGGUUAUGGGGCCUUGGGCAGCAACCUGCAGCCCCCUGCUUCCCUCCAAACAGGAAAUCACAGUAAUGGGCCCACGGACCUCAGCAUGAAAGGCGGGGCCUCCAGCACCUCCACCACGCCCACCCCCACGCCCUCCAGCAACAGCACCAGCAGGACCAUGCCCGCCGCCCAGCUCAGCCCCACGGAGAUCAGUGCUGUGCGGCAGCUCAUCGCCGGCUACCGAGAGUCGGCCGCCUUCCUCCUGCGCUCCGCGGACGAACUGGAGAACCUCAUUUUACAGCAGAACUGACCCCCGCAACUGGAGUGCACGGCCCUCGGGGAGGAGGCCGCCCGGGCGGGCCCAGCGUCCUGCCUCACCAGUUGGUACAUUUGUUCUUGAGAGAGGUGGGAUCCCAAAAAGCUGUUUCUAGCCACACUCCAAGCACCUGAGACUUUGGGCACAAGGACACUUUUUUUUGGAAUCUCACCACACGGGUGCUCUGACCUGCUUGGAAGAGGCCACAGGCAGCUUUGGAAGGGCUGGGGCGCCCGACCCGGCACUGGGCUGCAGCUCUGUCUAAACUUUCGUGGACCCUGAUGUUAGAAUCCUGCCCCAGAUAAUUACCUUUCAAGUCUUAGGUGAGCAGAAUUGCAUAUUUAUUGAGAAAAGCAAAGUGGACCCUCUCUUCCUCUACCCUUAGUAAUUUAUUUUUCUGAAAAUGGAUUCUUUGUGUUUGUACAGAUUGCCAGUCUGUGUCUGUCUGAUCAGAAGGGUGUGUCCCUGUGACCUAACAUUCCAUAGCACUACACUGACGUGGGCUGGGCCGCCAGGGCAGGGUAGGUGGCUGGUGGGCAGCCCUCAGAGUGCACAGCGCACCCUUGAGGGGUGGCCACCCAGCCAGGCUGUCCUGCUGCCGAUCCCAGCACCGCUGCAGGGGCGCUGCGGGCACCUCCACAGGCACUGCCACGUGGGAGGGCCUCUCACACCCAUUGCAAAGCAAAAACAAAGCACCCCCACCCCAUGCUCCAGAAGCCCCAGUCCCACGUUCACCCGUAUUCUACCUCACACUCCAGCGUGGGCUUUUUCCAGGAUGUGCCCUGAGCCUGUUCCGAAUGGCUGUCUCCCCACUCCCCUGCACAGUGUCUGCCUGCCUGGGAGGUAAGUCCAGACUGGGGGUCCAGGAGCUACGUCCAGGGCGCCCCUUGCCCUCAUAACCAGCUACUUGCAGCCCCUGGCCCUGCCCUCUCAGCUGCUCUAGCGGACAGUGGUGGGGGAUGAGCCAGACAGCAAGGCCCUUGCCCUCACCCUGCUCCCAUGUCUGGGGCCCUUGGACCCCUGCCGAGAAGGGCCUGUUUCUUCAGGGUGAGAGCCCGCUGUCAGGCAGCCCAGGCCAGGGAAGGCAGCUGCCUUUGUGCUCCUGGCCCUGUGGGUGGAAUAAAGGGAUCAUCAACAGAAGUGGAGAAGCCACUUUGGUGUACCUAGGACCAGCCCUUCUUCUGGAGGUGCCAGUCCUGGAACAAACCCAUAAUCCCUGGAGUGUGAAAAAGGGCAAAACGAAAGGCUGGCCUGGUUUCCUUCCUCCCUGAUAGGCACUUCCUCUUGCUCAGUGCAAUACCUACCAGUGCUGCUAAAACCAGGGACUCACCCGGACCUCAGAAGGCCCCCGGGGCCGCUCCACGAACCAUGUUCUGUAGCCAUGACCGCAGCCCCGCUGUCCCCAUGCACAGGCGCACUCCUCCUGCCUGUCC